Momordica charantia (bitter melon) is the source of this 1749-nucleotide messenger RNA. Its product is annotated as putative magnesium transporter NIPA6. Gene Ontology annotation, biological process: magnesium ion transport. The record is from RefSeq and is a predicted model, not a curated record. NCBI's taxonomy places the organism in Eukaryota, Viridiplantae, Streptophyta, Magnoliopsida, Cucurbitales, Cucurbitaceae. Gene Ontology annotation, molecular function: magnesium ion transmembrane transporter activity. Gene Ontology annotation, cellular component: membrane.
CCUCCCGCGACAAAACGCAAUUAUCUGUACUGAUGAUUGAUGACAUCGUCAACGUGACUACUGUAUUUCGCAGCAAAAAACAAAAAGAAAAAGGAGAAGAAGAUGAAGAUGAUGAUCAUCUGGACUGUGGAUGCGUUUGUGAUUGGUAAUUAAUUCGAUGAAGAAAAGAAGAAGAAGAAGAAGAAUCAGAAGAAUAAGGAUCAAAUUUUCGAUAUGGGUUUCGGCGAAGACAAUCUGAGGGGGGUAAUUCUGGCUUUGCUCUCAAGUGGGUUCAUAGGGGCGAGCUUUAUUAUCAAGAAGAAAGGGCUUAGAAGAGCAGCCGUAUCAUCUGGGGUCAGAGCUGGUGUUGGAGGCUAUACUUACCUCCUGGAGCCUUUAUGGUGGGUUGGAAUGAUCACAAUGAUUGUUGGCGAGGCUGCCAACUUCAUUGCAUAUGCAUUUGCCCCUGCAGUUCUUGUAACACCUCUCGGUGCAUUAAGUAUAAUCGUAAGUGCUGUGUUGGCUCAUUUUAUCUUGAAGGAGAGGUUGCACAAACUUGGGAUUUUGGGCUGUGUGAUGUGUAUAGCAGGUUCGGUCAUUAUUGUUAUUCAUGCACCAAUGGAGCUUCCUAUUACUUCUGUACAGGAAAUAUGGAAUAUGGCAAUGCAGCCAGCCUUUUUGCUAUACGUGGGCUCUGUGAUUGUAUUGGUUUUUAUUCUUUCCAUCCAUUUUGCACCGCGAUGUGGACAUACCAAUGUGUUGGUGUUUACUGGAAUAUGUUCGCUGAUGGGUUCUCUCUCGGUUAUGAGUGUUAAAGCCCUCGGGACAUCGUUGAAAUUGACCUUUGAGGGAAAAAACCAAUUAAUCUUCCCUGAGACAUGGUUUUUCAUGUUGGUGGUGGUUACGUGCGUCAUUAUUCAAAUGAAUUAUCUCAAUAAGGCACUUGACACGUUCAACACUGCAAUUGUCUCCCCAAUAUACUAUGUGAUGUUUACAACACUUACAAUCCUUGCAAGUGUCAUAAUGUUCAAGGAUUGGGAAGGCCAAAGUGGAGGAAUGAUCAUCUCUGAAAUAUGUGGCUUUGUUGUUGUGCUGUCCGGUACCAUUUUACUGCAAGUAACCAAAGAUUUCGAAAGAAGCACGUCCUUCAGAGGCAAUCAUACCCCCGGAUCUCCUUCGUUAUCUGCACGACUUUACAACGGAAAUGGAGAACUAGCAAAGUAUUGUGAUGAAGAAGUGCCUCCUGAGGAAAUCUGCUUGAGAAUACAAGAAUCAUACUAGUAGUUGUUCUCCCAUCUGCUACAUAUAUCCCCUCAGCCAAAGCGUACCAUACAGGAGGACCCGUGAUGUCUAGAAGUAAAUAUCGCAGUGCAGGUAGAUUAUCAGAAACUAGUUAGCUGGCUGUUGUACGGGCGUCAGAGUGUCAUUGAUACCAGUUUCAUUGUUUAGUUUUGAACAUGGUGGAGAUUUUCCGGGGGAGGUUUGUUGCGCUUAAUGCGAGGGAUCCUCACAGAAGACACAACUGGGUUUAAGACACAGGAAGCUUGAGAGUUUCCAUUUGCAUAGUGAAAAAGUAGAUCACCAAUAUUGCAAUGUUUCUCUAUUUAGCUUGAUAAUGUGUGCUUUGCUGUUUUCUCUUCUCUGUUUCAUUUGAGGUAUAGGAAAAGGGGUGUUCCCUUGUUUUUUAUUUGACACAAAAAUUCAAUUCUUGUACAUACUAAAUUCUUUAAAUGCAGUUAUAUAAAAAGAUCCGAACUCUUUCAUUACCAA